Arctia plantaginis is the source of this 312-nucleotide messenger RNA. The record is from the annotation of a GenBank genome assembly. NCBI's taxonomy places the organism in Eukaryota, Metazoa, Arthropoda, Insecta, Lepidoptera, Erebidae.
AUGGAAAAAAGCGCGAAAACCGUGCAUUCCGCGCAGGCCCCGCCCACGUGCGCGCGCGCACUCGAGACAGGUGAAUGCGACGCGCCGCAGCUGCCGCGCCGGACGACACCAUUUGCUGCUCUGUUUCUCUUGACUCCUACCUGGACUGGAAUAUGGUAUAGCAUAUACUGCAUAUUGUCCUUAAGUAUCGUGAUAGUUAAACACAAUGGAAGGCUUGUUGCGCUGCUCACAAACCACUUUCGCGGUAUCCACAUUCAACCAAGUGGUGUAUCAUGUGUGGAUACAUUCUCAACAAAUUCGGUAUUCUCUUAA